Messenger RNA from Wyeomyia smithii (pitcher-plant mosquito), 2882 nucleotides. RefSeq lists its product as uncharacterized. Gene Ontology annotation, biological process: vesicle-mediated transport. NCBI's taxonomy places the organism in Eukaryota, Metazoa, Arthropoda, Insecta, Diptera, Culicidae. The record is from RefSeq and is a predicted model, not a curated record. The transcript is spliced from 8 exons. Bases 314 to 2800 code for a protein of 828 amino acids.
ACAAUAAUACAAUAACUUAUUAUAAUAAUUGGUAUACACAAAAUAUAUUUUUUUGCAAAAACAUACAGCAAACCAUUAACUAAUCAGAUAUUUUCCCAAAUUCAAAAUAGAAAAGAAAAAGCAGCAUCUCUUACUGCGGUUACUGAUUAGUUUGUUUAUUUCUAUCUAGAAUAUGUCAAUCAUUUUAAUAUCACCUAGUAUAGUCAAACAUUCAAUGUUUCCUAGCAAAAAUAGCAGAGGGUUGUUACAGUUAUACGUUUUAUUGUUAUUAAUUGUGUAGACUUGCUCAACAUAGAGUACACCUUGACGAAUAAUGGCAAAGGAAAUGAUGAUUGUUUUUGUUUAUGACACAGUUAAAAAUGAUGAAUUUGAAGACCCUGUAAAGUCUGUUAUUUACUUCCAUCCUCCAUGGGUAUCGGAGACUCAAAAACUACUUUUAUGUGGUCAAUUAAUGGGCACAGCUUAUUUUUUGAAAGAGACGUUUUCAAGGCCAAGAAUAAUUUCUCUGCAAAGCGGAAAGUUUGCUAUUAAAUCUUUUGGCAGGUUUAUUCUGGCAGUUGGAUCAGAUCGAAAUAUUUCUAAGGUCGUUUUGGAGCAUCGUGCCAACUUUCUCUAUGCAUUGGUGAAAAUGUAUCAUGGGGACUUUGACGUACUUUACAGGGAUAUAGACACUGAUUAUCAACAAGCUAAAUUUUCAGAUAAAGUUUACAACAUAUUAGAAAGCUAUUUGCCAUUGAUGCAAUGUAACGGCAACAUUUUCCAAAACGUUUCUAGUUUGAAAAUACCAAAGAGCGCCAGCACUCUCUAUUUAGAGACAACACAAAUUUUACAGAGUUUUCAACAAACCGUAGGAGUAUUGGGUGGAACCAUUCUAUACCACAACAAAGUUGUUGCUAGUCAACUAUCGGAUAACUUAACGAAAAUUAUCACAGUAUCUGAUUUGUACCGUCCAAAAUGUUCUGAACAUAUUUCGGCGAAUUAUCAUAUACCGAUUGGAGUUUCUCUAAUCAAUGCUUACAUCCCAGCAAGUGAAUACGCAGACCUAGUACGCGUGUCAAAUCAAUCGUUCAAUUUAUUUUCAAGUUCCACUACUAAAGAUGCAGUUCCAUUUCCGAUGCGAAAAAAAUCCUUUUCAAGAGAUUCGCAUUCAGUGAUGAAACGAGUAAAAUCAUUGAUAUUUACUAAUAUUCCUGAGGAGGAUAUUGACGACGGAGUAACGAAGCAAACAAAAAAGAACACCAUAAGUAGACCUACUCAUCUACCCUUAAUUUUUAAAAAUUCACAAUUGAAAGAAACAAUGGAAUCAGGAUUUAAUUCCAUUAACUUCGAUGAAUCAGAUAGCUUUCCUAGUUUCAUAGGUAAGACAAGUGUAUGUUCUACUCCUAUGACAGAAAACAAACUUUUGCCGAAUGGAAACCUGCUAUCAAUCUGCGCAGUCAAUGAAGAUGAUACUCAAGCAGAUUUAUCGAAAUACUCCGAAUACGUUCAAACAAGCGAAAAUCUUGAUUUGAAUGAGAAUCGUCAUAAAGACCCAAUAAAAAUAAAAGCUUCCAAUAUUCACUGCAAUUCAAUUAUUAACAAUCGAUUGAGAGCAUCAUACUCUAACAUAAGAGAAUUUAUAUCAUUGGAUGAUGCAAUAGGCGAUCCAAUUACAGAUUCAAGAAAUACCAAAUCUAUGCAUAGGCAUAAACGAGGCGAAUGCUACUCUAAAACUGUUACUGAUCCCAUGUAUCCUAUCUAUAAUUCCAAAGGAAAUUUGAUCUCCUAUAGUCUUUUUAAGGAACUUCUAGAAUUAAAUUAUAACGAGUUAAAAGCGUAUACCAGCUCUGGUGCUAUUCCUGAUAGAUUGUGCUACAAUCCUGAUGUAGAAACUGAAUGUGCAAAUUCAGUUAACAAAAAUGAAAGAUGUAAUGAAACAUGUGUAGUUCCUGAAGAUAUUCUCCAAAGAAGCAGUAAACACAAGAGAAAAGGAUUAACUCUGCCCCUCAAAUCAUUGAGUACUGAUAAGAAAAAUAUCGAAAUGUUUGAACACGGUGUGAAUCGCAAUGUUUUCAACUCUCCAAUUCGUCGAAGGAACGUUUCAGGUUUACAGUUGACUCCUUUAAUGUCCAAACUUACAGUACUGGCUAUGAAUGAUUCACAUUCUAGUGGGUUCUCUAGCUGGGACACCACACCUGGAUACAAUUUAAAUAAUCCUUUGACGCCACUUGAGGCUAAUCUUAAACGAAAAAAGAACAUAUGUCCAACACAGUCAAAUUGUGAUUGCGAAGAUCCGGAUGAUAACGAACUUAGCCAGCUAGUAAAAGUUGAACUUUUUAUCUGUGUACAGCAAAACAUGACUCUCGUACUAAUGCUUCAAGAGAAAAGCUGUGAACAGGAGGAUAUGAUACAUUCCUUGUUUGAAACCUGCGUAUCGAAGUUAUGUCGCAUCGAAAAUAGCUUGAAUCAAGCUAUGAGCAUUGAUGUAGAAGGCUGCAACAAAGGCGAUGGAAGCUACAGCUUCAUAUGUCUUGAUUCUAAAUGGGAUGUUAACAACAGAUACGGGCCGUGGAGUCCCAAUGAUCUUUUAAUAUUAAACUCCUUGCAUAACGAUUUUUAUUAUAACCGUAAGCUCAUAGAAAUGAUUUUAAGGACCCAGGAUGCUGUAAUUUAUGCGUAUCGUUGCGGAAGAUCAGAAAUAUACUAUCAACAGUCGUCAUUAGUUAUUCCUGGGUUACCACCGCCUCAAGAUACGAUGGGAACUAUUGCACUUUGUGCCAAACGCAGACUUGAGCGUGAUCAUAAGAUUUUAUUGCUAUAAAUAUACUUAUUCAUACAUCAGCGCCAAUGAAUAUAAACUGAACACUGAAUAAUAAUAAAAAUCGUCAAAAUCGUUAAAAAUA